UACGGUCACAUUUAUUGUACUGACGACGACAUAGCUAAAGUGAUAUUACUUAUUAGUGUAAAAGAAUUAUAAAUAACAAAAAGUAAGCAACGAAAAGUGCGCUACAUUAACUAAGCAAAACAACAACAAAUUGUUAUAAACUAAUAGCAAGCACAGACAGAGCGGCAAGGCCAUGGCAGCAGGCACUACACUACAGAAAGCCAUAGAUCUGGUUACCAAGGCCACUGAGGAGGAUCGGAAUAAGAAUUAUGCUGAGGCCUUACGUCUCUAUGAGCACGGCGUAGAGUACUUUCUCCACACUAUCAAAUACGAGGCGCAGGGCGAGAAGGCCAAGGAUUCGAUACGCGCCAAGUGUCUACAGUAUCUGGAUCGUGCCGAGAAGCUUAAGGAGUACCUGAAGAAGGGUAAAAAGAAACCGAUUAAGGAGGGUGGCGAAAACAGCAGCAAGGAUGAUAAGGAUAAAAAGAGUGAUAGCGACGAUGAUGAUGACGAUGAUCCAGAGAAAAAGAAGCUGCAAAGCAAACUCGAGGGUGCAAUUGUCAUCGAGAAGCCGAAAGUGCAAUGGUCCGAUGUGGCCGGUCUGGAUGCUGCCAAGGAGGCGCUUAAAGAGGCCGUCAUCUUGCCCAUCAAGUUCCCGCAGCUCUUCACCGGCAAGCGCAUACCCUGGAAGGGUAUUCUACUCUUUGGUCCACCCGGUACGGGUAAAUCGUAUUUGGCCAAAGCCGUCGCCACCGAGGCCAACAGAUCCACGUUCUUCUCUGUCUCCAGUUCGGAUCUGAUGUCCAAAUGGCUGGGCGAAUCCGAGAAGCUGGUCAAGAAUCUCUUCGAGCUGGCGCGUCAGCAUAAGCCAUCGAUCAUAUUCAUCGAUGAAAUCGAUUCCAUGUGCUCGGCUCGCUCAGACAAUGAAAACGACAGCGUGCGUCGCAUCAAAACUGAGUUCCUGGUGCAGAUGCAGGGCGUGGGCAACGACACCGACGGCAUUCUCGUCCUGGGCGCCACCAAUAUACCCUGGGUACUCGACUCCGCUAUACGCAGACGUUUCGAGAAACGCAUCUACAUUCCGCUGCCGGAGGCGCAUGCACGUCUCGUCAUGUUCAAGAUUCACUUGGGCAACACCACGCAUGUCCUGACCGAAGAGGAUCUCAAGGAGUUGGCUGGCAAAACCGAGGGUUACUCUGGCGCUGAUAUCUCAAUUGUGGUGCGUGAUGCGUUAAUGGAACCGGUGCGCAAAGUGCAGACCGCGACGCACUUCAAGCGCGUCUCUGGACCCAAUCCCUCCAACAAGGAGGAGACGGUGGAUGAUCUGCUGGUGCCCUGCUCGCCGGGCGAUGCGGGUGCAGUAGAAAUGAACUGGAUGGAUGUGCCCAGCGACAAGUUGUUUGAGCCGCCAGUAACAAUGCGUGAUAUGUUGAAGUCGUUGUCGCGCACGAAACCCACGGUCAAUGAGGAGGAUCUAACGAAGCUGCGCAAAUUCACAGAGGACUUUGGCCAGGAGGGUUAGGCGCAUGCGGGGAUUCGCUUAGACUUACUGUGCCUCGUUGCCAACGAUGGACACCGCCGCGCCACUCAGCACCAUCUGCUAAUUCAAAUUGUUGUUGCCUCUAUAUAUAGCAUAUAUAAAAACGAAAGCGAGAGAGAGA
Drosophila busckii is the source of this 1640-nucleotide messenger RNA. It is a transcript of the gene Vps4, whose product is annotated as vacuolar protein sorting-associated protein 4B. Gene Ontology annotation, biological process: vacuole organization; endosomal transport. The transcript has 5 exons. The record is from RefSeq and is a predicted model, not a curated record. The coding region runs from base 173 to 1501 and encodes 442 amino acids. NCBI's taxonomy places the organism in Eukaryota, Metazoa, Arthropoda, Insecta, Diptera, Drosophilidae. Gene Ontology annotation, molecular function: ATP binding; ATP hydrolysis activity.